This is a messenger RNA of Harpegnathos saltator (Jerdon's jumping ant), 8056 nucleotides long. RefSeq names its product Ubiquitin-specific protease 7 (gene Usp7). The coding region runs from base 839 to 4657 and encodes 1272 amino acids. Gene Ontology annotation, biological process: regulation of protein stability; protein deubiquitination. Gene Ontology annotation, molecular function: cysteine-type deubiquitinase activity; protein binding. The transcript is spliced from 18 exons. NCBI's taxonomy places the organism in Eukaryota, Metazoa, Arthropoda, Insecta, Hymenoptera, Formicidae. The record is from RefSeq and is a predicted model, not a curated record. Gene Ontology annotation, cellular component: cytosol; nucleus.
GGUGAGACAAAGAAACAACAAGGAGGGAAUUAGCGAGCACUGCUGCAAGAGAACAACAGUGUUAUACGCAGGUAGGCCCUUGUUUGCAUACGGUAGCGCAUAGCCGGAAGUUGCGGAUAAGUCGAUCGAGAAUCGGAGCCAGCGAUCGAGAUCCGGCGGUCACGGCAGUAGAGAAAUCGAGCGCGAGCAAACCGAGUAGUCGCGUAAAGAGUGAGUAACGUGCGUGUGUGUUGUGUGUGUGCGUAUAUAUGCGCCGCGCGCGGUCGUCACUGUCGUUGUCGCAGUCGCAGUUAAUUGUUAAAUUAAUCGUCGUCGUUGUCAGUGGUCGUCGUUGCGUCGUCGCUGUGCGCCGAAUAAGCACGCAGCGAUUACCGUUUUUCCGCGGAUCGGCCGCGGUGGUGCAGAAGGGGCAGGAGGAAUUGUAGGAGGAGGAGGAGGUCGGUGCGCGAGACGCCGGAACGAGAAACGAGGCGAUCGCCGCUACCAACGCCACCACCAUCGCCAGCAGCAGCAACACACCACCGCCACCACCACCACUACCACUACCACUACCACCACCACUACCACUACCACUACCACUACACCACUACCACCACUACCACCACUACCACCACUACCACUACCAUCACAUCGUUCUCAUCAUCAUAGACGUCGUCGUCGCCGUCGUCGCUACCGCCACCGCCGCGAAGGUAGCUGCGAUUUCGCCGUGGCGACAUCCGGAAGAGAAGCGUAGGAGUACGUGCGGGUACGCUGCUACUCAACGGAUCUAGCAGCGAGAGAGGUAACACGAGGGUGGAAUAUAUGCUGUGGGCGUCCCCCGUGCGAGUGGGGGCACUUGAUGGCCGCAGAAAUUGGGCGAACUGCGAGCAAACAUCAAUCGUCGGAGUGCGGUAAAGCGACGUCGCUGUCGAGUCUCGGUAGCGACGUGGGCUUGGACAACCGGGUGAUCGUGACAACGGAGUCGGAACAACCGCAACAGCAGUCGCGGCAGUUGCAACAGUCGCAUUAUCAGCAACGGCAAUCGCCACCACCGCCGCCGCCGUCGCCGCCGCCGCCGCCGCCGCCGCCGCCGCCGCCGCCGCCGCCGCCGCCGCAGCCGCAGCCGCAGCAGCAGCAACAUCCGCACGAGCGAACGUCGUUGGCCACGAUACAACCGAGGAAGACACUCGUUAAAACAACAACAACAUCAACGACUCCUCCUUGUCGCAAUCGUAAGCCGUUUGUGACCGCGCCAACGUCGGGCAUCAACCAGCAACAGCAAACUCCAACCGCAGACGUAACCUCGACGGCGGAGGCCGUCACCGAGGUACCCGGCGCCAUCAAGACGACCAUCAACAUCGGCUUCGCGAUGAAUCACGUAAACGACCAGGAGAACCUCAAGCAGCUGAGCCUCGCGCCUGUUCAGGUUAACGAGGUCGAGGAGAUGGACACGCAAGAGGAAACUCCAAAUGAUGGUGGGGGAGAUGGAACUGACAAUCGUCCUAUGAAUGGUGAACCAGAGUUAGCGUGUAUAGUUCAAGAUCAAGAAAUGGAAGAAGAUGAAGCAAGAUCAGAAGCAACUUUCCGAUAUACUGUGGAAAAUAUAUCAAAAAUGAAGGAUUCCCAAUUGUCACCUGCAUGUUAUGUUCGUAAUUUACCAUGGAAGAUUAUGGUGAUGCCACGUUCAAGUCAAACACAAGAGAGACAACCCCAGAGAUCACUUGGCUUUUUCCUUCAAUGCAAUGGAGAAAGUGAAUCUACUUCCUGGAGUUGUUAUGCAGUUGCAGAAUUGCGUCUUCUAUCUUGUAAAGAAGGACAAGAACCGUUUAGCAGAAAAAUUCAGCAUCUCUUCUAUAGCAAAGAAAAUGACUGGGGCUUCAGCCAUUUCAUGACCUGGCAGGAUGUUCUGGAUCCUGAUAGGGGUUUCAUAAAAGAUGAUUCAAUCACGCUUGAGGUUCAUGUAGUGGCUGAUGCACCUCAUGGUGUCAGUUGGGACAGUAAAAAGCAUACAGGUUACGUAGGCUUGAAGAAUCAAGGUGCUACAUGCUACAUGAAUUCUCUAUUGCAAACUUUAUAUUUUACAAAUCAGUUGCGAAAAGCAGUGUACAAGAUGCCAACAGAAAGUGACGAUUCUAGCAAGAGUGUUGCCCUAGCUUUGCAGAGGGUCUUUCAUGAAUUACAGUUUUCUGACAAGCCUGUCGGUACGAAGAAAUUAACUAAAAGCUUCGGCUGGGAGACAUUGGAUUCUUUUAUGCAACACGAUGUGCAGGAAUUUCUACGUGUGCUGUUGGAUAAAUUGGAGAGCAAGAUGAAAGGAACAUGUGUGGAAGGUACAGUGCCAAAAUUGUUCGAGGGAAAAAUGGUGUCCUUUAUCAAAUGUAAAAAUAUAGACUACAAAUCCACAAGAGUUGAAACAUUUUACGACAUACAGUUGAAUAUAAAAGGCAAAAAGAGUAUUUAUGAGUCUUUUAGUGACUACGUAAGCACAGAAAGUCUUGACGGUGAUAAUAAGUAUGACGCAGGAGAGCAUGGAUUACAGGAAGCAGAAAAGGGCGUUAUCUUUUCAUCAUUUCCACCGGUUUUACACCUACACCUCAUGCGGUUUCAAUAUGACCCAGUUACGGAUUGUUCUGUCAAAUUUAACGACAGGUUUGAGUUCUACGAAAAAAUUAGUCUCGGCAAGUAUCUGCAAAACAAAGAAGCAACGAGCGCGGAUUAUACAUUACAUGCAGUACUGGUUCAUAGUGGUGACAACCAUGGAGGACACUAUGUUGUAUUUAUUAAUCCCGCUGGUGAUGGCAAAUGGUGUAAGUUCGAUGAUGACGUCGUCUCACGUUGCACGAAGCAGGAAGCUAUUGAACACAAUUACGGUGGUCAAGAUGAGGACAUGUCUAUGGCUGUGAAACAUUGUACUAACGCUUAUAUGCUGGUUUACAUAAGGAAUUCAGAGCUGGAAAACGUCUUGCAAGAGGUCAAAGAAGAGGAUAUACCUCAAGAGCUGGUGGAGAGGCUGCAAGAGGAGAAGAGGCUGGAACAGAUAAGAAGAAAGGAGAGAACGGAGGCGUACUUGUACAUGACCGUCAAUGUCCUUCUCGAGGAUAGCUUUGACGGUCACCAAGGAAAUGAUCUCUACGACCCAGAGCACGCUUUAUAUCGUGUAUUUCGCGUACGUAAGCAGGCGACUGUACACGAUUUUCUCGAGCUACUGAGCGAUAGUUUGAAAUAUCCAAUAGAACAGAUUCGCAUUUGGCCAUUUAGCCAACGUUCGAAUCAAACCUGCAGACCUACGUUAAUCGAACCGGACGCUGAUCUUCAGAAGUCCAUCAUUGAUUGUGCGGAAAAUCACAAUCCUUGGAACGUGUUUGUUGAACUUGUUCCACCUGAUUCAGACAUGACAGCAUUACCGCCUUUCGACAAAGACACCGACGUUCUACUUUUCUUUAAGCUCUACGAUCCUAAAAACAAGAAAAUUCAUUACUGUGGUCAUCAUUAUAUGCCUGUCACUGCUAAAGUCCAGGAACUCAUACCAAUUUUAAACGAACGGGCCGGAUUUCCGCCAGAUACCGAGCUCGCUUUGUAUGAGGAAAUUAAACCGAAUCUAGUUGAGAAAAUAGAUAAUCUAACAGAGCCGCUGGAAAAGGUCCUUGAGGAAUUGAUGGAUGGUGACAUUAUCGUCUUUCAAAAAGAAGGAGAUAAUGACAUGUACGAACUUCCAACGUGUCGAGAAUACUUCAAAGAUCUGUUCUACAGGGUAGAAGUGACGUUCUGCGACAAAACGAUUCCCAACGACCCAGGUUUCACGAUGGAACUUUCUCUUAGAAUGACGUAUGAUCAAAUGGCAAAGGCAGUGGCACAACGAGUCGGCACAGACCCAUAUCUCUUGCAAUUCUUCAGAUGUCAGAAUUACAAAGAUUCUCCUGGCCAUCCCUUGAAAUGUACAUUCGAGGGUACACUCAAGGAACUGGUUUCAUAUUGCAAGUCGAAAGUAAAGAAAUUAUUUUACCAACAGCUCAGUAUUAGAGUAAACGAGCUAGAAAACAAAAAACAGUUCAAGUGCAUAUGGGUAGGCCCGUCGCUUAAGGAAGAGAAAGAGAUUAUUCUUUACCCGAAUAAGAACGGCACCGUCGCUACGUUACUCGAAGAGGCUAAGAAGCAAGUAGAAUUGUCAGAAAACGGAUCGGGAAAACUGAGGAUAUUAGAAAUCAAUUGCAACAAGCUUCUGCCUGGGCCGCGGGACGAGGUACCCUUAGAUAACUUAAACGCGUCAGGUACCAAGCUGUACAGGAUAGAAGAGAUUCCGAACGACGAAUUAAAUCUAGCAGAGGAUGAAAUGCUGGUACCAGUCGCGCAUUUUCACAAAGACGUUUUCUCAACGUUCGGUAUACCCUUCUUCUUCAAGAUAAAACACGGUGAACCUUUCCACAAAAUGAAGGAUAGACUGCUGAAGAAAUUAGGUGUUCAGGAGAAAGAAUUCGAAAAGUUUAAGUUCGCGGUGGUGUCAAUGGGGAAACCGCAGUUCAUUAUCGAUUCGCCGGACCAUUGUAUCGAUAUGACUGAUUUCCUGCCUCACACAGGCACAUCACCACACAGGCCUUGGCUUGGCCUGGAGCACGUCAACAAAGCGCCAAAGCGCUCUCGCAUCAACUACCUCGAAAAGGCCAUUAAGAUUUACAAUUAAAUUUCCACCACACGAAGAAGAAUUAAAUUAGGCAGCCACUCAUAAUAAUUUAUACGACUCUGUAUAGUGAGAGAGCGACGUCUGAUACACGAGAGGAUUGGAAAAAGAAAACAGAAAUAUGCGUUCACAUUUGUUUCUUCAGCCAGAUUAAAUAUACGUGAUUUUAAUACUAUGAAAACGAUAUCGGGAGGAAGCAAAUUCAAGCUUUGUAUACGAUGGAUUAUUAAGAGACUGUCGUGAAAUGUGCAGUGCUGUUUUAUGCAUCAUGGAAGAGCGAUAUGAUGUAGUUCCUCGACUUAAAUUUGUAAAGUUCUUAUGUAAUCACCCGAUCGGUUUGCUUUGGCGUCAUGCGAGAUUCGACGCGAACUUUUGCGUGGAGUACGGAGAACGUUUUCAUUGAGAGAUCCAUUUUGUAAGCUGCACCCAACCUAACACUAUUGUCUGAUUAUUAUCUGUAACACAGACUGUGUAUAUCCUUUUUUUUUUCUGUAAUGUUAUUGGGAUACUGGGAGUGUGAAAAACGGGCGCGUGACUUCUGCAAAGUUUAAGUUUUUUUCUUUUAUUCCGUUAUGUAAAAUUCGUGUGUAGCCGUAAAAUCUCUAGAGCUGCUGUACCGUGUUCCGCAUGAUGUAACACGUAACACUCGUAACGCUAUGUUGGUAUCCGAAAAAGGACUGUGUGUUUACACGCUUCUUUUUAUACAUAUAUAUAUAUAUAUCGCAUUUGCAUUCAGGAUGUUUGAAACGUAGAUUCAUUAUUGAUAGCUGCGCGAUGUAAGAGAAUUCUUCGAAAAAAUCACGCGAAAAAUUUUGUGUUGUGAAGACAGUAUCACACAUCUCGUUCGAGUUGCAAUGUACAAUCGAGCAAAAUACAAAGAUCUACAUUGCUACGAUCUCUGUUGCAACACCAAAGUAAAAUGUAAAAGUAUCACAUAUAUAUAUGUGGGUGUAUGUAAGAGAAUGAGAGAGAAAGAGAGACUAGAAAUCUAAAGCUGCCUUUCAAACACCCUGAAACACCUUUCUUGCGUUCAAAUGUACUUUUUUAUGUAUUUUAUCUUGUACAUUUUACCGAAAUCAUGAAACGUCGCAAACGCGAAAGGGUACAUCCGAAGCAAAGGAUCAGCGAAACGAGUGCUGCUUCUAGACAAGGAAAUUCUCGUAAAGAGAUAUGAACGCUAGCUCAAACAAAUAGCACGUUCGGGCCUUUUUUUUUUAAGUGUGCGUGCGAAACGGCCGCUCUCGUUUUUGCGGAGCGACACGGGAAAUGUAACGAUUCUAUUGAGAAAGUAUAUCAUAGUAUUCUCUUAAUUUGAUCAUUAAAGAAAUUAGCGAUUCAUUUUUCUCCUUUUUUAUACUUAAUUUAUAACACUGCACAUAAGAGUAACAUCUUGACGAAACUCUCAUCGGAGGAACCUGCAGCGCGUUAUGCAAGAAUUCUCGCUGCUUUUACAGAUCGUUAUUUAUCAUUUUCUACGUUUCACUGUGAUGAACUUCUUAGCCGACAUGUAUUUAAAAACACCACACAACUCACGGAUAUUCGAAAUAGCGUAAUUGUAAGCGUUUCUAAGAGGACAGGCCGAACUUUCUACUACGUGGAUUAUUUAAUAAAUUUCUCUUUAUGUUGAAAGAGAAGAAGGAACUGUUAUACGUUAUAUUAUACAUUAUGUGCUUAAAUUAUCAGUGAGAAUCGUCUAUGAGUUCAGACGUAAUUAAGGUACAGAUUAGCUCUGAAAGGGAAGAAUAAAUCGUAAAUUAUAAGAAAGCAGUAAAGUAUCGUGACGUUCGCAAUGUUGCAUUAUAUGAAGUUUGUCAGUACGAACAUAAAAUAUAACGAUACACCAAUUUUAAGCAUUUAUCUAAAAUUGGAUGAUAUAUUGUGGCAUGACGCUGUAACGUGGCAUUUGUGUAUAUCGUUAAACCCAUUAUUUUGCAUUAUAAAUUGCACGAAUCAUUAAGGAUUUUGACUGACUAAUUGAUGCGCAGAUAUGUCGGAAAGUACGAAAGUGCUUUGUGCCGCGUGAUUGAUUUGUAUCGGUUACGUGACAGAAGAAAUUUCGUCGUUGCGCAGUGGUAUUUACGAAGAUUGAACGCGUAAAUCAAGCGAGAAAAAGAAAGACAGAGAGAGAGAGAGAGAGAGAGAGAGAGAAAGUACAUGGUACGCAUAGUAUUUUGUAAAACAGAUCUAAAUAUGGCUGUAUAUACAGACCGCUCGGUGGCGCAUAAUCGUAAUUUUAAUAUAACGCAUCUGUGAAAAAUGGUAUUCCAAAUUAUUACACUGCAAACACGUCGAGCGUUUUUUGCUACUUACGUCUAUAGUCGCGUUUACUUGAAUCUGUUGGGAAUAAUCUCGUAUAACAGCAUGUUUUGUCAAACGUGUUGUUGGAGACGGUUGCGAGAGCGAGAGAAUGUGUGUGUGUGCAUGUGCGUGUGUGUGUCUGUGUGUGUCACUUACAAUAAAAUUCAAAUCGAAUUGUUGUAAAGAGCAUAAGAGCAUCACCACCAUAGAUCUGAUUACCGAAGAGAUAUUUUACAGACAGAAAGAAAGAGAGAGAAAGAGAGUCGCGGAUAUCUUUGUACGCCUAAAGGUUGGUGUUUGCAGUAUCGUUGCAAUAUUAUAGUCGCGUUUGUUCCUGACUGCAUUUCUCUUCAGUACUGUCUUUUCUAGGUGAAUAGAUAAAGAAAGAAUGAAAAGAAGGACACGAUCGUCUCAUUAAGACACUCUGCCGAGUCACAAGUGAACAGCACGCUAGCAAUAGAUCUUUCGUAAUAGAAGCGGCGAUAACGAUAUUUUAUACAGUCUGCAAGAGAAAAGGAAAGAGGUAAAGUGAAGAAAGAAAUGAGAGAUUUCUCUCCGAGAGAUCAUAGGUGAUUGUUGCAAUCUUGCAUUGUAACGUAACUGAAGACCGUGGAAAUCACAUUUUGUUGUUUAUAUAUAUACGUAUAUAUCAUAUACAAAUUAUAUAUAUAUAUAUAUUUCGUUAUUAGGUUCCUUGAUUAUUAAAGGCAAUCUUGAGAUGAAAGAUGGCACGGUAUAAAGAGACAGAGAAAAGACAGUUGAGAUAAUGAAUUGAAAAGUGAACUCGUGUACCUUUCCUUUUUUCAAGAAAAAAAAAUUACACAAAAGUUUAUCAGAAGCGAGAUCGCGUCUAAGUUAUCAAUAGUAUUAAUCACAGCAGUAUCGGCACGCGCGACGAAUCGGGAGCCGGCACGCGAUUGCUUGUAAUAGAUUGUAAAACGAGACUUUUGCGUUUUUGUAGAGCUGACUUUAUAAAGGAAACUGCUCAACUGCGAUUGUAAAUUUGACUAUUUGAUAGUUCAUUUCUAGGGCGAGCGAUGAACUAAAAUGCGAUGCAGGAAGUAUGCGUAAAGAAAAAUGAUAAUAAAAAGCAAUACAAACGGA